Messenger RNA from Rosa chinensis, 1725 nucleotides. RefSeq names its product geraniol 8-hydroxylase. Lineage: Eukaryota; Viridiplantae; Streptophyta; Magnoliopsida; Rosales; Rosaceae. The record is from RefSeq and is a predicted model, not a curated record. The transcript is spliced from 2 exons. Bases 45 to 1556 code for a protein of 503 amino acids. Gene Ontology annotation, molecular function: oxidoreductase activity, acting on paired donors, with incorporation or reduction of molecular oxygen; heme binding; iron ion binding.
ACAAAGGAUGGGUACUUACUAAUUAGUGCAGUUAGAGAUAAGAAAUGGAGUUCUUGAGCUUCAUGCUCUUUUGUCUUGGCUUUGCCUGGAUCUGCAGCCGAGCCUUGCUUUCACUUGCAAGAAAAAGCAAAGCCAUACCCAGAAGGCUUCUUCCACCAGGACCAAAGCCAUUUCCACUUAUCGGAAAUCUCCUUGAGCUCGAAGACAAACCCCACCACUCCCUCACUAAGCUUUCCAAACGCUACGGCCCCAUAAUCAGUUUACAACUUGGCCAAGUAACCACAGUUGUAGUUUCCUCACCAACUCUAGCCAAAGAUAUCCUCCAAACCCAUGACCAAAUCCUCUGCAACCGAAACCUCCCAGAUGGUGUCCACGCCUGCAAUCACUCCGAGUACAGCUUGCCCUGGCUACCUGUGUCACCAAAAUGGAGAAACCUUCGUAGAAUAUGCAACUCCUAUUUGUUUGCCACCAAAGUUUUGGAUGCCAACAAAGACAGCCGGCGCGUGAAGGUGCAGCAGCUCAUUGAGGAUGUUGAUGAAAGCAUGAGGGCGGGUAAUGCAGUCGACAUCGGAAGGGCUGCUUUCGCAACUACGCUGAAUCUGUUGUCCCGGACUAUCUUCUCGGUUGAUCUAGCUGACCCGAGUAGCGAGACGGCUAGGAAGUUCAAGGACAAUAUUAGGGGUAUGAUGGAAGAUGCGGGGAAACCAAACUUGGUGGACUUUUUUCCUUUGCUUAGGAAGAUUGACCCCCAAGGAAUAAGGCGGCGCUUGACCAAAUAUAUCCUGCAAACUGUGGUCUACUUCAAAGGCAUGAUCGAUCAAAGGUUGGAAUCAAGAAAAGGGAAACAAUAUGUCACAAGUAAUGAUAUGUUGGAUAUCCUUAUAAACAUCAGUGAAGAGGGAAAUGAGGAUAUGGACGAUACACAAAUUGAACAUUUCAUUCUGGAUCUAUUUAUUGUAGGUACGGAUACAACUUCAGCCACUAUGGAGUGGGCAAUGGCUGAACUACUACGCAACCCAGAAGCCAUGUCGAAGGCUCAAGCUGAGCUUGAGGAGGUGAUUGGAAAAGGGAAACAAGUUGAGGAAUCUGACAUUGCUCAGCUCCCUUACUUACAAGCAGUAAUCAAAGAAACGGUUCGGUUGCACCCAGUAGCUCCAUUGCUUCUUCCACGAAAAGCUGAAUCAGAUGUAGAAAUCGGAGGGUAUAUUAUCCCAAAGGGGGCACAAGUUCUAGUCAAUGUUUGGGCCAUAGGAAGAGACCCCGACACUUGGGAUAACCCCGACUGUUUUACGCCGGAGAGGUUCUUGGGGUUGGAGAAUGAGAUUGAUGUUAUGGGAAGAAACUUUGAGCUUAUUCCAUUUGGUGGUGGGAGAAGAAUAUGUCCGGGGUUGCCUUUAGCAAUGAGAAUGUUGCAGUUGAUGUUGGGGUCUCUUAUUAACUGCUUUGAUUGGAAGCUUAAAGAUGGAGUUGUCCCUGAGACUAUGAACAUGGAGGAGAAGUUUGGCAUCACCUUACAGAUGGCUCAGCCUCUUAGAGCUGUGCCCAACAAGUUAUAAUUGAUUUUGUUAAGUUCAAUCACUUCAAUGGAAUUAAUGUUGUUUGCAGCGGAUACUCUUCUGGUUGGUAACUUCUAGUUCAAUAGGAUAAACGAAAAGUCAAAUAUUUUAUGGCAUCAAACUUCGGAAAAUGCCCAUAUUGCAGUUCCCGGUAAAAAGUCUGUACGUU